CCGAUGACUGAAAGGACCGAGUCGGCUUGAGGGGCAGGCACCUAAGCUGAAAGAAGCCGGGCUCUGGAAAGUCAUGUUUCGCAGAGUGCUGCGCCUUGGCUUGGGCCCGGGUCUCCCAUACCGGGGGCUACGCACACGCAAAGGAGGCUUUACUCCGGACUGGGAUGCAAAGGUGUCUGACUUUAAGAAGAAGAUUGAGUCCAUCCUGCCUGGAAAGAAAUAUGAAGUGCUGUAUGACACCAGCCACCUGCCCCCAGAACAGUCGGAUGUGGUCAUCAUAGGAGGUGGGAUUCUUGGUCUGUCUGUGGCCUUUUGGCUGAAGAAGCUGGAGAGUAGACGAGGUGCCAUUCGGGUGCUGGUGGUGGAGCAAGACCACACGUAUUCACGGGCUUCCUCCACAGGGCCUUCUGUGGGCGGGAUUUGGCAGCAGUUUUCUGUGCCUGAGAAUGUCCAACUCUCACUCUUUUCAAUCAACUUUCUCCGGAACAUAAAUGAGUACCUGGCUGUGGUGGAUGCUCCUCCUGUGGAACUUCAGUUCAACCCCUCAGGCUGUCUCUUGCUAGCUUCAGAAAAGAAUGCUGCCACCUUGGAAAACAAUGUGAAAAUGCAAAGGCAGGAAGGAGCCAAAGUCUGUCUGAUGUCUCCUGAGCAGCUGCAGAGCAAGUUUCCCUGGAUAAACGUAGAAGGAGUAGCUCUGGCAUCUUAUGGAUUGGAGGAUGAAGGUUGGUUUGAUGCCUGGUCUUUGCUCCAGGGUCUUCGUCGAAAGGUCCAGUCAAUGGGAGUCUUUUUCUGCCAGGGAGAGGUGACACGUUUCAUCACUUCAUCUACCCCAAUGGAGACCCCAACUGGGGAACACGUAGUAUUGAGAAGGAUCCACAACGUCCAUGUGAAAAUGGACAAGAGCCUGGAGUAUCAGCCAGUGGAAUGUGCUGUAGUGAUCAAUGCUGCAGGAGCCUGGUCUGGGAAAAUUGCAGAGCUGGCUGGUAUUGGCAAGGGACUUCCUGGCACCCUCCAGGGUACCAAGCUACCUGUGGAGCCAAGGAAAAGGUAUGUGCACUUAUGGCACUGCCCACAGGGACCAGGUCUGGAGACACCAUUAGUUGCAGACAUCAGUGGAGUCUAUUUCCGACGGGAAGGAUUGGGCAGCAACUACCUAGGUGGCUGUAGUCCUACUGAGGAGGAAGAACCAGACCCAACAAAUCUGAAAGUGGACAAUGACUUCUUCCAGAGCAAAGUGUGGCCUCAUUUGGUCCAGAGGGUGCCAUCUUUUAAGACUCUGGAGGUACAGAGUGCCUGGGCUGGCUAUUAUGACUACAAUACUUUUGACCAGAAUGGCGUGGUGGGCCCUCACCCACUAGUUGUCAACAUGUACUUUGCUACGGGCUUCAGUGGCCGUGGGCUUCAGCAUGCACCUGGCAUCGGUCGCGCUGUGGCAGAAAUCAUACUAGAGGGUCACUUUAAGACCAUCGACAUGAGCCCCUUCCUCUUUACCCGCUUUUACUUAGGAGAGAAGUUGGAGGAGUACAAUAUCCUCUGAGCGUGAAAACUGUCUCUGGGCCUCACCAGCCCAGGCAUGCUCUGCCUCAUGCUGACUUCGGUCACUGCCUGAGUCUCCCCAGCACUGUGUCAGGGAUACAUCCCUUUCUUCACCAUCCUUUAAACCAGGCUUCUUCCCCGGUGUCUCUGGACAUGGAAUGAGCAUAGGCACAGAGACCCAGACCAGUGGAAAGUGAUGAAGUGGGACCCUAGGACUGAUUGUAGCCUAGGCUGAAUCACUACCCAAACAGUUCAGCAGGCAUCCGAGGCAUGGUGCCCAGGACUGGCCUCCUUCCUGGUGUUGAUGCAGAGAAAUCUGACCAGAGCCAAGGCACAGCAUUUUAGGAUAACCUGGCCAAAAUUUAUUGACUUGUCUAUUAACCUGUUCUUUAAUCAACAUAUGUAUGUGAUUAAUCCCUUCCCUCUGGCCUUAUGUUCUUCCUACUUUUCUUCUCAUGGUAGAAGCUUUUGAAGUAUUGUGCCAUUAAAAAGGCAGCUUUGGGGGCUGAAGAGAUGGUUAAGAGCACUGACUGCUCUUCCAGAGGUCCUGAGUUCAGUUCCUA
Messenger RNA from Mus pahari (shrew mouse), 2099 nucleotides. RefSeq names its product FAD dependent oxidoreductase domain containing 1 (gene Foxred1). Lineage: Eukaryota; Metazoa; Chordata; Mammalia; Rodentia; Muridae. The record is from RefSeq and is a predicted model, not a curated record. The transcript has 11 exons. Gene Ontology annotation, cellular component: cytoplasm. Gene Ontology annotation, molecular function: oxidoreductase activity. The coding region runs from base 74 to 1537 and encodes 487 amino acids.